UUUUCCCUGGCAAAGCUCAUGCUUGAAUCUGAUGAUGAUGAUUCCAAGAAUAACGGCAAAUAGCCGUCCGGCAUGAAGCGGAAGUCCCUAAGAUAUAAAAUGGAGGACUCUUCUACAACAGUAUCUUUUUUUUCUCAACCAACUUUUCGGUUUACCACACUCUUUUAUUUGCUUCUUCCGUGCGAUUUUUCGACGUUUUUCGACUAAUCGAUCACAUUCAUUUCAUUCAAUUCUUUUAAUUUAUCAAUUAUUUUAAGACCACAAGUCUAUUUUACACCUAUCUUUCAGUCGUUUCCUAAACCCCAGCGAUUUAACUCUCACAACUCCUUUCAAGUCAAUAACAUCAGCAAAAUGCUCUUCAACAACGUGGUGAUCAUUGCCCUGAUGGCUGUUUCUGCAGUAGGUUCCUCCAACAUCCCUUCUCUGCUUAUAGACACAAUAAUCUGACGCCACAAUAGAUUGCAACUCCCAUGCCGGACCCAAAGAGAGGCGGCAGAGGCAGCAAAGGCUUAGGGGAUGGUGGCUUCGGAGGAGACAGCGGCGAUAGUAGCAAACUAUUCAAACUCAAACUCGGUGGACCCAAGAAGAAGAAGAACAAGAAUGACGCAGGAUACCACUGCGUAAACUCUUCCGGAAGAUUCACUAUCAAGCAAGUCUGGGCACUGAAAGCGAUGGCCACCGGAGGAACAGAACCCGGAUUGAGCUCGUAAGUCAAAAGUCCUUCAACCAUCACAACCAAAAUAACCCUCGAACUUGGUUCUUCAGAUAUCCCCACCAGUUCUUUGGAAUGCAAGGAGAUGGAGGAAGCGCAGGGACACAACUUAAAUUCAUCGGCGCCGAUUCAAGAUGCAACCAGAAGAACCCGGAAUUAUUGGAGUUUCCAGUUGCCAAGAAUGGUAAAUUGAUAAACAAGAAUACCCCAGGGGGUGCAAAAACUCCUGUUAGAGUCGUAUACCUCAAGAGCGACCCAAAAGUUCUUUGUGGUGUGAUGACACAUAUCGUUGAGAACAAAUUGACCGGUCGUGGAGCGGGCGACUACAGAGUCUGUGAUAUUUCGGUUAAAUGAGUUGGCAAACGGGUUACGGCCAAGGUGGUUAAUUAGUAGCGAUAGACUCCCCGUUAUUCUGUUCCAUUUUGGAGUACUAGAAGUAGUAGCCU
Hymenoscyphus albidus is the source of this 1158-nucleotide messenger RNA. Lineage: Eukaryota; Fungi; Ascomycota; Leotiomycetes; Helotiales; Helotiaceae. The record is from the annotation of a GenBank genome assembly.